AUGACUGAAAAGCAAACCCCAACAACAACAUCAAGUGACUCUUCACAACAACUGUUCCUUCCUCAUUCCUAUCGACUCCACUUUGCCUAUUUCUCUCCUUCGCCAUCUCCUUCAAAUGUCAUCAAUUCCACAAGCACUACUUUGGAUUCUACACCCAAACACGAAUCCUAUCAUUAUUCCACACUCGUCCUCGCAUCUUCUCAUACAACAACAACAGUGAAUUCUGUCACGACACCUGUUCAUUCUCCGCAACAUUCUCAUGGAGAUGCUAUUCAUUGGUUGUCAUCACCUUCAUCAAAAUUAAAUUCAAAAUUAAUUCCAUAUAAAUCAUUUAAUAUUGAAUAUCGAAAAAAGUUAUCCUCGCAAUGGGUGGAUCAGAAUUUUGAUGAUAAAUUGAGGGAUCAUAGUUCUCGUCUCUCCAUCUAUGAAUAUACGCUUCAUGCCACUUGUCAACAGGAUGCCAUGAUGAUUUUCAAACCGAGUGUCAUGUCAUCGACUCCUUCACAACAUCAUCAUUCUCAACCGCUUCACACCACUUCAACAACAACACCAAUGACUCCUCCUCAUUUGAUAAACAAUUAUUCCAUGUCACCUAUUCAAUCUCCUGUCUCUGAAUCUCAUUUGAAUACAAGUACUUCAUUUUCUGAUUUUGAAGAUAUGGUUUUAAAGAGAAAUGAAGAAACUUUGGAAGAUUUAGAUGAUGACUUGAUAGAAGAAGAUGAAGAUUUGACAUCUGACACUGAAGAUGAAGAUAAUAUUGAAUAUUGUGUUGCGAGAUAUAUUCAUUUUGGUGAAAAUUCUGAAUCAUUGAGUCAAUCUGUGUUGAAUAAUGAAGGAGAAUUGAAAAAGAAGUUCGUUGAGUUACUUUCACUUUCCUAUCAUGUCAAUAUCGCUCAACUCUAUGACUUGUAUUUGGUGAUUGACACGAGCACAAGAAAUUCAACAUUGGAAUCAAAUUCUUUGAAAAUUACUGGUCUACUCUACACAAUGGAAUAUAUACCAUCGAGUAUCAAAUUAACAGAAUUACUUUCUCAGAAUUCUAUUCCAUCCUCAACUACUUCUUCAACAACAACCAACUCUCUUGAAACUAUCACACCCGAUGGUGCACUUUUCAUAUUUAAUCAAUUAUUAGAAGUGUUAAUGAUGUUUCACUCUAAAAACAAAGUCUUUCCAAAUAAGGCCAUGACCAGACAAUUAUUAGAAAAUGACAUGUUCAUUCGAGGAAAUGUAUCCAGUGAAUUACAAAAACAUGUUGGAAUUUAUUUGAAUGUUGAAAGUUAUUUAUUGUCAAUAUUGAAUCAAAAACAAGUGGUCGAAUUGACACAUGACAUGGAAUUAGGCAAGAUGGAAAAUAUUUGGAAUGCAGGUUAUUUACUUUUCAAACUCAUUGUUCAAAAAGAUUGUCCAAAUUUAACAAUGGGUUCUAUCGAUGAAGAAAAAACAAAUUCCAUUCUUGAAGAGAAUUGCAGUGAUCGAAGAAUUGUGUCACUUGUGAUGAAUCUUUUAACCAAUGACACGAGCAAGAGACCACAAAGUGUGUUUGAAAUUCUCUAUUCUCCAUGGUUGUUACGAUUUAAAAAAUUUAGAAUAUUCACAGAUAUGAAACAACGACAACAACAAUUCGAUUCCAUGAAUCAUCAAAUUCAAUUCCAUGAACGAAUGAAAUCAACCAUGAAUCAAUUAUUGAAUCCACUUCUCAUCUCUUCACGCAUGCAUUUGACCAGUUCAGAUCCGAAUGGAGGAAUGGUUGAUGCUGGAGGAGAUGGAAUGGAUCGAAACAUGAAUGGUGUCAGCAGUGGAGGAGGUUCUUCUGCUCGUAUACCAAGGAAAGGAACGUUAGCUGCUGUGAAUCAAAAGAAGAGAAUGAGUUUGAAAUUGUACUAUUCGACUGUCAGUUCAGAUCUGACUGAAGAAACUACUACUACAUCUCAACCAACAAGAAAUGGUGCAUCUAGUCCUACUUCAUCACCUCUCACACGAAAGAAUUCAUCAAAAUCUAAUUUGAUGGUUGGCAUGUUUAAGCAUCAAAAAUCAAAGACUGAAGUGCAAAUUACCAAGCCCUCUCAUCAUGAUCCAAAGGAGAAUGUGAAUGUCGAUGAAUAUUACCAAUUGGUGUUAAAGCAACAAAAGCAAAGCUUUAAAUUUGACACCAGUGUCAAGCACAACUACUUUGGUGUGACCAACAAUCAAAAGACAGUGACAUUACUACAAAAUAAGAUGUUUGGAUCCGAUUACUACACGAUUCGCUGUGAACAAAAGAUCACACCACUAAAUAACGAAAUUCAAUUCAAAAUUGAUAAGGUGAAUAUAGACAAUGAAAUUGUUAUUGGAAUAAUUUCAAAAGACUAUGACCACAAAAUUUCAACCAGAAGUGGAAUUUUAGGCAGUAAAAAGCUGUCCAACUCUUACGGCCUCAAUUUUGUUUCUGGCCAAGUCGGCCACAGUGAUCAGUGGAAAAAGUUCACGAAAAACAAGCUGCUAAGAGAUAAGGCUACUGUGGUGGUAAAUUUCAAUUUUGACAAGAGAUGUUUGAACGUUAAAAUGAUUCUAGAUGAUGCCAUCUCCGAUUUAGGUACAUGCUUCGAUGAUAGCAUUGAUAUUAAGAUUGAAUGGUAUUUUGCCGUUUCUCUGUAUAGAGAAAAGACCGCCCUCACGAUUGUACAAUAA
Naegleria lovaniensis is the source of this 2667-nucleotide messenger RNA. RefSeq lists its product as uncharacterized. The record is from RefSeq and is a predicted model, not a curated record. Gene Ontology annotation, biological process: protein phosphorylation. Gene Ontology annotation, molecular function: ATP binding; protein kinase activity. NCBI's taxonomy places the organism in Eukaryota, Heterolobosea, Eutetramitea, Acrasida, Naegleriidae. Bases 1 to 2667 code for a protein of 888 amino acids. The transcript has 3 exons.